AUGAAAGGCCUAUUGCCGCCAGAGGGACGGGGCGGAGGGGAGCGUGUGAUGAGGGAAGGCUGCAACCGCAGCGACGCCGUGGGCCUUAAGCUGGAGCUGGCGCAGACGCAGGAGCUGGCCUCCAAGCGGGUGGACAUCCAGAACAAGCGCUUCUACCUGGACGUGAAGCAGAACGCCAAGGGCCGCUUCCUGAAGAUCGCUGAGGUGGGCGCGGGCGGCAACAAGAGCCGCCUCACUCUCUCCAUGUCAGUGGCCGUGGAGUUCCGCGACUACCUGGGAGACUUCAUCGAGCACUACGCGCAGCUGGGCCCCAGCCAGCCGCCCGACCUGGCCCAGGCACAGGACGAGCCGCGCCGGGCACUCAAGAGCGAGUUCCUGGUGCGCGAGAACCGCAAGUACUACAUGGAUCUCAAGGAGAACCAGCGCGGCCGCUUCCUGCGCAUCCGCCAGACGGUCAACCGGGGGCCCGGCCUGGGCUCCACGCAGGGCCAGACCAUUGCGCUGCCCGCGCAGGGGCUCAUCGAGUUCCGUGACGCUCUGGCCAAGCUCAUCGACGACUACGGAGUGGAGGAGGAGCCGGCCGAGCUGCCCGAGGGCACCUCCUUGACUGUGGACAACAAGCGCUUCUUCUUCGAUGUGGGCUCUAACAAGUACGGCGUGUUUAUGCGAGUGAGUGAGGUGAAGCCCACCUACCGCAACUCCAUCACCGUGCCCUACAAGGUGUGGGCCAAGUUCGGACACACCUUCUGCAAAUACUCCGAGGAGAUGAAGAAGAUUCAGGAGAAGCAGAGGGAGAAGCGGGCUGCCUGUGAGCAGCUCCACCAGCAGCAGCAGCAGCAGCAGGAGGAGACCGCCGCUGCCACUCUGCUACUGCAGGGUGAAGAAGAAGGGGAAGAAGAUUGAUCAAACUGAAUGGAAAAAAACCCUACACACAUGCACACACACACACACACACACACACACAGCCACACACAGAAAAUAUACUGUAAAGAAAGAGAUAAAAAUAAAAGUUAAAAAGUAAAAAAAAAAAAGAAAAAAAAGAAAAAAAGAAAUAACUGUAAACUCCAAGGGAGCACCACCCACAGAACCUCCACCAACUGACAGUUUCUCUUCUUGACUUGCCACCCAUCGCUGGAUGUUGUCCACUUUAUCCACCAUAUAAAACAGUAAGCAGCUGCUAAAAACAAAAAACAAAAAAAAAUACAAAAAGUAAUAACAUUAUAUGAACUGUGUUUCCUACUUGAUUAAAAAAUAUAAAGAACUGAGUGUUUAUUUCCCUAAUUAACCAAGAACUUUUGUACACGUUUAAGCUAUUAUUAUUAAAAGUGUUUGCAAAAUGGUCAAGAUUAUAAUAUUGCUGAAUUAUAUAAAAGUCCUUUUCAUGUUGAGCUAACAUUUGACUUUAGCACAAAAAAGAGAUAUUUUAGAACACGUAAAAUAAUAUUUUUAGUUUUUCUCAUUUUGUUACCAAAUUUCAAACCUUACAUGGAGGUUAUUAUAGUAUAUUUGACACCCUAUAUACCUGUGAUUAGAGAUAUGUAUAUAUAUGAGGGCUAGGCAUGCUGUGUGUCUGAGCUUUGUCUAAAUGUUAUGCAGAAGUUUGUAGAGUUAAAGGUACGUAGGUUUAAUUCAUGCAAGGUAAACAAUAAGUGCUCUCUUUUAUACAAUAUGCAUUGCAUCUGGACCUUAAACAUAAAAAUGGUCAGUGAAACUUCUGUGAACAUGAAGAAAUUAUUAAAAAAGGCAUUUAAAUGAAAUUUGCUAAGUUGUGAUUUUUAUGGUUGGAACCAAAGUUAUUCAAAUAGUAAAAGGAAAAAGAGAAAGAAAGAAAAAGGAAAUCUCCCAUAUUUUUCUGCAUCUGUUUGCUUUAACUGAGUAGGCGUUUUGUUAUUGUGUAUAUGAGAUGUACUUGUAUUGUUCAUAAUAUAUUUUUUUUAUUAUAUGUAGAAAGAUUUUAAAAACUUAACUAACGUGCAGCAAUUUCCAGUGAACCUGUACUUGGACUUCAGGUAGUGAGUCUAUUUGUGGUCACUAGCACUGUCUCCUAAACUUGUAAGAGGUCUGAAGCUAUCCUUUGAUUUUUGCCAGUGCUAUUAACUUAUGUAGACCUGUUAAAAAGCAGAGCAACACAAUUAUAGUUAUCCUACUGAGCCAUGGAUUUUGAGUUUCGUUUUUAAAGUGAAAGCCAAGUUGGUGUAUGUAAAGGAUUUCCAUGUAGCUGUGGUGCUAGUUAUUACUGGCUACAUUAUAUGCUAAGUGUAUUUGUGUUCCCCAAGUGUACAAGCCUUUUUAUCAAAGUAUGUUCUAUAACUCAUAUAUUCAAAGUGUAGGGUAUGAAAAUGCAAAGCUUAGGAGAGCACUUUACCAAGCUAGUGUCCUCCAAACUGAAAUUGUUUGUAAUGGUAGUCUUUCACAGGUUUUCAUUUAAAGAUGUUUGUGUGCUUUUAAUUGACAACUAACUUCUUGCUGCUGUAUAGUAAAAUAUUAAUAUAUUUUUAUCAUUAAACUGCUGCAUGACUAUCAUCUUUGAGUGAAGAGAAAAUGUUAUAAAAAAAAGAUGCCUUAAACAGUACAUUUUGAUUUUUGAUUUGGAAUUGUGUAGAAAGUAUUUUGGUAAAAAAAAAAACAAAAAAAAAAAAGGAUCUCAGAUCUUGUCUGACAGAGAGUUCUGGGGAUGGAAUUGUUUCUUGGCAAAUCCAGCCAUAUAGAUCUAACUGCUGUAUGUAGAAAACACCACCUGUAGGAGCGGGAAGGUAUCAGUGCUUCUCACAUUGUAAAGCAUUUGGCCUAGGAAGGCGAAACAGUUGUCUUUUUGAAGGAUUUUUUUUCUGCUGGUUCUUUGAGUUUUGAUUUGAUAUUUUUAAGCUCCCUGGUUGAGAGUGUUGUCUUUGUUUUUGAGAUCUACUGUAUGUGUUGAAUAACAAGCUAUUUUCAUUGUACUGUGCAUUUUCCCAUUAAAUUGUUUGCUUUUAAUAUUCAUACAAUGUUAAAUAUGAGGUGACCGUACAGUAGUUAGGAGUUUCUUUACUUGCAAAAAUCACUGGAAAUGAUUAAAUUGCUUUUCCCCUUCCCCCAAGGUGCAUUUUUCUUAUUUCCAUAUAGUAAAGUUGAGCUUUUACAGUGCAUAAUGUGACAUUUGGAAUGCUUAUCAACUGCAUGUAAACAUUAAUAACCUGCACUUUUUUUGUCUUAAGGUUUGUUGAGCUGUUUUGUUCACUGUACUUUAACUGUGAUAUGGAAAAGAUUGCAUUCUCUGUGCUGUUACUAAUUAGGAAAGAGAAUUGCUUUGAUUUUGUCUCUUGUUUACUAUAGCUUCUUAAAAGGUAGGCCUUGUACUACAGGUUGUUGGAGUACUCUUAGAUCAGUGUUUCAUGGUAGCCAGCAAUAAGUAGUGCAAGUCAACAAAAACACAGCAAACUUAGGCAAAGUGUCCUUUCUUUGAGAUGCAAGUUCUUUCCUGAGGUUUUCUUUAGGGUCAGUUACCUAAAGCGAAGCCUUUCUUACCUAUAGACGUCAGAUUCUGUUUGGAAUCCUACCGGAUCAAGAAGCACAUGUAUUGUGCAGUUGUCUUUACACUCUUAACAGUUAAACACAAUCUUACCAGGAUUUUGAAACUAUUGUCUGAUUUAUGGUCAGUGGAUUUAAAAAGAAAUCCACAUACAGAUCUUUUAAGACUUAAGAAGUGAUCAUAGAAAAAGACUUAGGUGACUGUAAAGAUGCUCUUUUUUUUUUUUUUAAGCAUCUCACUUUACCUCCCCAAACACCCUCCCAACCUUCUCCCCUCUCCUGUUUCAUCCUGCCCCUACCUUCCCCCUCCCAGGUGCUCAGUACUUUACCAAGGUUCUAUUAUUCAGUGUUUUAUGUUGGAAUUUCUUGUUUUUAUUUUACUAGUUGGUAAACCCUGUUUGUGCUGAAAAAAAGAAUGGUAUAUUUGACCAUAUGUGUUAUUCAUAGAAGACAGUAUGAUCAAAUGUGCCAAAAAUAAGCAAACAAAGCUUAAUUCCUGACAAGUAUGCCUUAUUUUUAUUGAUCUCUUUGUCUUAUAAUUAAGGUCCAAAAGCUUGGUUAAACUGUUAUUUGCCUAAGUAAAAAAAGAAAACUUGAAAUGCAUUGCAAUAUUGACGUUCUUUAAAAUGAGAGACACUGUCAAGUAAUUUAAUCCAGAGAUCAACCACCAGAUUUGAAAUGCUUGUGUGUGUGUGUGUGUGUGUGUGUGUGUGUGUGUGUGUGUAUGUGUGUGUGUGUGUGUGUGUGUGUGUGUGUGUGUGUAUCUUUGAGAUCCAACUUCCACCCUGAGAUAGUCUGAUUUUAGAGUGUUGUUCUGUUUUCACUUAGUCAGUGAGUCUUACUGGUUACAUGCUUAUAAAGGUGAAGUGGGUUGCAAGUGGCAGUUCCCUCUUUUCAUGUAGUUUUCUAUAAUGUUCAUAUAGUUUUCUCAUGGUUUAUAUAAUAGAACUAGUAUUGAAAUAGUUAUAUUAAAUGUCUCUUUCUCUUUAGAAUACAGGAUUGGUUUACUUUUUGAAGGGAAAGGGCAGCAAGGGAUGAGACUAUUUUAACCAGAGCUAGUCUUAUAACCUCAAAGAUGUGCUCUAGAAAGAACAAAAAGUGUACCUGUGAGCAUAAUUUUUGUCUCAGUGAGAUUGCGCAACUCCAUAUUCAGAACUGCAAAAAAAAAAAAA
Messenger RNA from Ictidomys tridecemlineatus (thirteen-lined ground squirrel), 4679 nucleotides. The record is from RefSeq and is a predicted model, not a curated record. NCBI's taxonomy places the organism in Eukaryota, Metazoa, Chordata, Mammalia, Rodentia, Sciuridae.